AUGAGCAAGUUCUCUCGCAUCGCCCAGACUACUCAGCCCGGAGGUGCUUAUCCUGGUGCGCCACCCCCGCAGUCGCCGUACCCCUCUCAACCGCCAUACAAUCAGCCUGCUCUUCCUCCCAGACCAGGUGCAUCACCCCAACCCUACCAACCUCCGCAGUGGCAAGCGCCCCAACAGCAACAAGGAGGAUAUCAAUCACCACAACCAGCAUAUCAGUCAUACCAGUCGCAGUACCAACCACCACAGAACCAAUAUGGGCAACAGCAGUAUCAACAGCCGCAGCCAAGUGGCGGAUAUGGAUAUGGCCAGCAACCUCCCUACCCUGGUGGUCCGGCUCCCGGGGGGGCUCCUCAGCAAUAUGGCGGCGGUCCUCCCCCUCAGCAGUAUGGCGGUGGUCCUCCGGGCGGCGCCCCUGUAGCUCCCGUGGGCAACGCAGGCGCAUACAAGCAGCUUCUCCAAGCCACCAUUCAAGAGAAAGGACUUCAAAACUUCUACCCACCCGGUCAUCCGAUGCUUGACCAGAUCGCUAACCGCGCCGCUCAACAAGUCGCUCAGUUGGCCGCAGCAUGGCGAAUCUCUCCCGAAAUAGCCUCUGAUAUUGUCAAAUUGGCCCUCUACGACGUCAUCUUGUACAUUGAUGAUAGCGGGUCCAUGCAAUUCGAAGAAAACGGUGAGCGCAUUGAUGACCUGAAGUUGAUAUUGUCGCGCGUCGCAUUCGCUACUAGCCUCUUCGACGACGACGGUAUUCAAGUCCGCUUCAUGAACUCUCCAGACCAGGGUAACAACAUUCGCAAUGAGCAACAAGUCAACGAGAUGAUUGCACGCACCCGCUUCUCCGGCCUUACCCCCAUGGGUCGCGAAUUGCAGAACAAAAUUCUUGGCCCUCUGGUGCUUGAGAAUGCCCGACGUGGAACUUUGCGCAAGCCUGUUUUGGUUAUCACCAUCACAGACGGUCAGCCUACGGGUGAAAGCUCGGCGGAUGUGGCCAAGAUCAUCUCCUCGGCGUCGAGCGAGUUGGCACGUAACCCACGGUACGGCAAGGGAGCGUUGGCAUUCCAGUUUGCGCAAGUGGGCAACGAUCUCAAGGCAAGGGAGUUUCUGAGCAAGCUUGACGAAGAGCCUUCGAUUGGUGAUGUCAUUGAUUGCACCUCCAACUACGAGGUUGAAGCCGACGAAAUGUCCCGUGCUAACCCACCCGUUCAACUCUCGCCCGAACUCUGGCUCAUCAAACUCCUGCUCGGUAGUAUCGACUCAAGCUACGACACUAAAGAUGAGAAAGCUGGCGCACGACCUCCUCAAGGCGGUGCCGGCGGCUACGGAGGUCCUCCAGGUGGCGGCUACGGUGCUCCUCCAGGACAAUAUGGUGGUGCUCCAGGUGGAGGAUACGGACAGCCUCAAGGCGGGUAUGGUGGACCGCCUGGGCAGGGCGGAUAUCCUGGUCAGCAGGGUGGUUAUGGCCAGCCUCAGGGAGGCUAUGGACAACAACCACCGGGCGGGUAUGGACGACCUCCUCAGGGUGGGCCACAGGGAGGAUAUCCCCCGCAAGGAGGAUAUCCGCCGCAGGGACAAGGUGGCUAUGGUGCGCCUCCACCGCCAAGAUACUAG
Cladophialophora psammophila CBS 110553 is the source of this 1605-nucleotide messenger RNA. RefSeq lists its product as uncharacterized. The record is from RefSeq and is a predicted model, not a curated record. NCBI's taxonomy places the organism in Eukaryota, Fungi, Ascomycota, Eurotiomycetes, Chaetothyriales, Herpotrichiellaceae. Bases 1 to 1605 code for a protein of 534 amino acids. The transcript has 3 exons.